Molecule: messenger RNA, 2458 nt
Organism: Cladophialophora immunda
Lineage: Eukaryota; Fungi; Ascomycota; Eurotiomycetes; Chaetothyriales; Herpotrichiellaceae
Exons: 2
Coding region: 561-2273 (570 amino acids)
Biological process (GO): regulation of DNA-templated transcription; DNA-templated transcription
Molecular function (GO): DNA binding; zinc ion binding; DNA-binding transcription factor activity, RNA polymerase II-specific
Source: RefSeq, a predicted model, not a curated record
CAGAGAUGCACAAUCAGCUGGCCUGUGUCCAGUUGCUCCCCAACGUCAUGGGCCUCCCGCGAACAUUUCAAAUGCUCGUCCUCGACUCCAGACUUCACCACCCUCCGAUAGUCUAGUUUCUCUUUGCCAGCUAAGCCCGCCGGAUCUGCAUAGCCGGAUCUUGUUCAACAGCAUUUUUCUCUAUUGUCGUGCUUGAGACGCUGUGCACCUGCAAGGCUUCCAGCCGAACCAGCCGGGCUCCCUUCGUCUUCAGGGGUGUCCACCAUGUCCCAAACAGUUACGCAACCUCCCAAAACGGGUAACAUGGCUCAGGUAGGCCCUUCUCAAAAAUUCAGACCAUUUGAGGGAGGGUCCUGACCCUGGAUCAUUCAGGCCUGCGAUCUUUGCCGCUUGAAAAAGAGAAAAUGCGAUUUAAAAACGGCAGGCGGUAGGUGUUCGGCAUGUGAAAAGUCCAAAUCGGUGUGCCAGAUGACACAUGUCACCAAGCCGCGAGAGAAGCGGAAAAAGUUGUUGUCCCUGUCCGUGGAGGAGUACUUGGUCUAACAAGGAGCAGGAAGCAGAUGGAGAAUCUAGAGGAGCGCCUCAAAAGCCUCGAGGAACUCAUCAAAAUGUCGGUCGCGGCAAAGAUUUCGGAGGGCAGUCUCUCGGAGCGGGUGGACGUUCUGACUCCCUCCUCGCUGCCGUCGACUACAUCCCCGACUGAACAAACCUCAUAUGUGUCAGAUACACUUCUGUCAGAAAUGGCAGAUCAUAGUGCCCAGCCGUCGCCUAGCCAGACACUGCUGCAAGCAAUCGGCUCCAACCAACUGCGAGGAAUAACGAGUGACUUCUCGCAAUCACUAAGCAGAGAAAUCAACCUGCUGGACACCGAAGUGGCUCAGCAAUGGAGCCCAAACUCGGAUUCCUCAUUUGCCAUGCCGGCCCCAGCCCUCGCUACGACUGAUGAGGAGCUUCGUCCUCAGGUCCGUUAUAAUGGGGCGAAGAAGUGCUCAUUGCCACCAGUCCAAGGCGGCCUCUUUCUACUGCAGGAAUUCCUGGUGGAUUUCAAUGCCGCGAUUCCACUUUUCGACCCUGCUGUUAUCACGUCACUGUUCCAGGACUGUUAUAACGGUAGAGCCAACGGUAAACCGAUUGAGUGGGUUGCGCUCAAGGUAGUCCUAGGCAUUGCACACCGCUUGCGAGCAAUGAGUCCGUUGGGUGUCCCUCAAGACACGGAGAAUGCCGAAAUCUAUCUGCAAGAAUCCCUCGACACUGUUCCGGAAUUGCUGGUUUUACGGCCGUCCUUGCUUCUAGCGCAAUGUUUUCUCGGCUUGGCUGUGGUGAUAUCGACUUCCUCGCGACCGUAUCCCGCCCAGAUGUUUGUCUCCCUGGCCCUGCGCGUCGUCCAGGAUCUUCGGGUCAAUGAUCCUCAAGGAAUCGAACCGAUUAACGCGGUCGACCGGGUCCAGCAACAACGUGUUUUCUGGAUUGCUUAUUUUAUGGAAGUAGACAUGAAUCUGAGGGCAGGCAGACUACCGAAUCUAACGCCGAGACUGAUCAACAUUGAAUUACCGAGGGAUGGCGAGCCGGAUGCCGCCGGUGAAAUCACUGCUGCCAACGGAGAGUUCAAGGUCAACAUCUUCCGACUUCAUGUGGAACUUGGUUUGCUCCAGGCCGAAUUCGGGGAACAGCUCUCGCUGCCACAUACUGCUCCAAAGUCAGAUUGUCCAAGCGAGGUCGAGUUACGUUCAAUCAAUUCACGGCUGGAGGAGUGGCGACGCAACUGGAUCUUCGAGCUCGACGCCGAGCAUCUACGUGCGGCUCUGCAUCGGUCGGAUCUGGUCCAUUUUGUGGUCCUAGAGUCAACGUAUUUUUCGACGACCUACGCCUUUUGGGCACAUAUUUUGCCAGCGCCUCGGACAAGAAACAAUGCAUUUUCAGCCCAAGGACUAAUCGAGGGAAUGUCGAAACAAAAAGCGCAGAUUUUGCACAAAGAUGCACGGAGAUUCAUCGACCUUCUGAGGUUGAUUCCGGGCGACGACAUUGCCUGCAAUUGGCUAUCGCUAGAAACCAUUGUCUCAGCAUUAGUGGUCGUGCUUGCCCAUAUUAUUUUCAACCCACUCGACGAAAGUUCCGUGUCGGACUUCGGUGUGUCGCGACAUAUGCUACAAAUCCUGCAUCGUUUGAGCAACAUCAGCAAAGAUGACGGACUGGUUGCCAUUCAGAAUUUAUGUGUAGAUCUAUAUCUAAGGGCCGAGAGAGCAUUACAGGGGGACAAACCGCUCCGCCGGUGACAAUCCAACAGGCCAACAUCAGAACCGCCGACAGCCUCGUACCCUGGACAUAUUGAAUGGAUCGACUGAUGAUGAACACUAGAAUGGGUUGGACGACUUUGUACUUAUAUUUGGCAAUAUACCCAGGCGUGCUCAUGAUCUCAUAUUGUCUUGAAUGGUUGUGUCGAGUAAUUGCCGGCCAGCUA